Messenger RNA from Spodoptera exigua (beet armyworm), 363 nucleotides. NCBI's taxonomy places the organism in Eukaryota, Metazoa, Arthropoda, Insecta, Lepidoptera, Noctuidae. The record is from the annotation of a GenBank genome assembly.
AUGCAUGGGAGCCCGGUGGCUCGGGCCAAUCCGAAAUCCGGACCUCCUCCAUUUGGACAUCAACACAACACUGCACUCCACCGGCUAGUUCACACUGUUAACACAAUCAUGCAUGGACUACCUCUUCGUUCGUCCAUUAGGUGGUCAUUUAGGGCGAUAACGGUUGGUUGUGCGGCUGUGCACGGGCAGGUGUACUUGUCCUUUCACCGAGACGCGCGCGCGCGGCGGGGAACGGCGGCUGACUGGCGCGCGGCCGCCGUGGCGCGCGCGCUGCGAUCUCUCCAACCGAUAUCUAUUGCUGUAAAAAAACGCCAGACGCCAUCGUGCCGCGCCUCAGCUGUGCUUUUGCCUGCUGCCCCUUGA